AUGGCUUCCAGACAGCUAACAAUAGAAAUGUUAAAGACGGCUGUUAUUUUGGUGUUGCUGUCGCUCAGUGCUAAUGGUGACAUCUACCAGAUAUGUGGCCCCUUGCAGUGGGAGGGAGUUCAGUUUGUUGUCACGGGGACAGAGGAGGCAGGGAGACCUACCAUGAUCCAGAGUACGACCAAGUUCUCGUUUGACGCCAACAAUAGUAGGAUAGCUGCCUCUACAUCCGGGUUCCAGGACGGUCUUCAGUUCCAGAAGGACUUCCUGUUCCUGUAUCAGCAGAAAACCGUUUUUGUGAUAGAAGAAGGAAAAUGUCAUGCAGAAAAUCUGGUCAAUGAUUUUCCACCUCACUGCCUCCCAAGCAACUUCACGUGUAUGUUUGCGAGGACGUGGUACGGCUUCGAAACGAAGGACGAUGAGCUGCUUCUCUACGGCUACGCCGGCCACGUGGACGACCUGAACUACCACGUGCAGUUGUUUAUAGAAUUUGUAACGCCCGCCUCACAGCAGAUCCUUGGCAACUACAACGACCACCCAAUCUUCCAAACCUCUGAAAUCGUGAACACGACCCGUGGUAUCAAGAACCCGGAUGUAUUCACGCUGCCAGCGUCCUGCAAGACCGCUUAA
Molecule: messenger RNA, 627 nt
Organism: Haliotis rufescens (red abalone)
Lineage: Eukaryota; Metazoa; Mollusca; Gastropoda; Lepetellida; Haliotidae
Product: mammalian ependymin-related protein 1-like
Exons: 5
Coding region: 1-627 (208 amino acids)
Biological process (GO): cell-matrix adhesion
Cellular component (GO): lysosome; extracellular region
Molecular function (GO): calcium ion binding
Source: RefSeq, a predicted model, not a curated record